AUCAUUGCGCAACGUUCACUUUACAUCCCAACUUAGAAAUCUUGGGAAGUUCCUCUUUCCCUCCCCCACCCUUUCAAUUUGCCGAACUAGAACAUCGCCUUUGGCUUCAGCCUCGUUCUGAUGUGGUGACCGGGUGAAAGAAUUCUGAGUAAAACCCCUAUAAUUAAAGAAAAUGACUCAUGGGAUGUUUCCGCUACUGGUUAAUAUAUUGACAUGUUGCCGGUAUCGGUCUGUUGAUUACAGUUAUGACAUAAUCACGUAUACGUUGUCAAAUGUUUGUUGAUUGGAUCCUACAACUAAAUAGCUGAUUGCUUCGCGAGUCCUGACACAGCUAAACUGACCCGCGCACUUGUGAAACAGGAAGACGGAACAGCUGAAAUACACUCACGAUUAUGUUACUAGGACGGGUGUGACUACUACUACUACUACUACUACUACGGGUGAUCCAGGAGGAGUAGUAUAUCGCUAAACGAGACAUCAACCACCACACCAUGCAGUCUCGCUUCUUAGGUGCUUCUACGAAAUAUCCAUUGACUUGAAGGACAGCCCGGUCCAUAUCGAUCCCCGACUCUGGGUGUUCUGCGUAACACAUCCCCAGCGUGUGAGUGUUCCCUUGACAUCUAAACCACGAUGGCGACUACAUCCACAUAUCUGCGAUGAACGGACUACCUCUCGCCCAUUUCUUCAACGACACCGAAAACGACGGCAAUGGACGACCACGCAACUCCUCGUCUGAAGAAUUACCGUUGACGCCGUUAUCCGUGACGUCAGAGAGCCGUCUUUUACCAGGAAAUCAGUCUACGACAGCUUUUCCUCGCGCGAGGAACCAGUCUACGACAGGUCGUCCAUUGGACACGAAAGAGGACUUCGCUCGCAUGAAAAAGUUUAUCAAAACUUACAAGAACCUUAAAGUCUGUUUCAUAAUUCUGUUGAUAUUCAACGCAGCGCUUGUGAUCAUGUAUGUUCUAACAAACGGAACUUUUAGCGUGCGCGACGAACAAGAACAGAACACUAUGUACGAAAAGAUUGUGGGCUACAUAGACAACCGGUUACCCAAAAACAAAAAGGAGACGUUUCGUCUGUGUAGUAAAUAUGAAUACAUUUUUGAACGCUCGAAACUGGAUGUUCCCGAAAUGCCUAGUUGCAAGUCGAAGUACAACCCAGAGUACUGUUGUUUUGAUUCAACCGAUCAGUUAUUUUCGCUGUUCCACGAGUACACAAACAGAUACGUGAAAUAUGCAUUAAGGUCAAAACCAUACCUGAACUGCAUUCAAAAUUUUACGAAGGACAAAUUGCAACAUCUUUCACUGUUAAAGCCAUGGUUCCAUGCAGAGUAUGAUUCUAGCGCACAUCCCAAUGGGUUGGAGAACAGCGAACUAACGUGGACGGCUGUUAAUUCGUCUAGGUUUGUUGAGUUCCGGUCCAACAAGACGGUGAUCAUACCCAUUAGUGGGUUCUACUACGUCUACAGCAACGUGCACUACUCGACUCAACGGAACGGGCGUCACUACAGCUUCCAUUAUAACAGCAGUACACUGUUCGAUGCAAACUUCAAUUGUCGACAGUUCUGGGAAGGAAUCUUCCACUUUGAGGCGAGGUCGAAAGUGCACGUGGAAACAGACACACGAGAUAUAGACAGUGACGAUAUAUCGAAUUAUUUUGGGAUGUAUAUGUUGUGACGUACUGUACGUAUAGGCUACAACAACUUUCAGGUUUCCUUUUUUCUUUUAUAGGCGUUUUAACGUUAGGACAUUUGUCAAGAGUGCAUGUGGAAACAGACACCAUAGUACUGUCGGAAAUGGAAUAAAAAUUAUUUUCGUCGAUUAUUUCUUACAUAUUAAACUGACAAGUAAAUAUUUUGUAAAUAUCUAUUUAAUGAUAGUCUACCUAAUUUAGCAUUUACUUGUUUGGGCGCUCAUUGAUGUUCAAGGUGAUGUUUACUCUUGACAUUAAAAGAAAUAUGUCCGUAAACAGGUGAUUUGUGCACAUUAUUGGAACAGACUAUAACAAAUUUUGGUCAACGUGUCAAUUUCAUUGCUGUUAAAAUAUGUAAGGGACUGUUUCUGAUGAAG
Gigantopelta aegis is the source of this 2072-nucleotide messenger RNA. RefSeq lists its product as uncharacterized. The coding region runs from base 657 to 1679 and encodes 340 amino acids. NCBI's taxonomy places the organism in Eukaryota, Metazoa, Mollusca, Gastropoda, Neomphalida, Peltospiridae. The transcript has 5 exons. The record is from RefSeq and is a predicted model, not a curated record. Gene Ontology annotation, molecular function: tumor necrosis factor receptor binding. Gene Ontology annotation, biological process: immune response. Gene Ontology annotation, cellular component: membrane.